AUAUAUAUGAAUCACCCACUCUGUUUACCUCUCUCUCUCUCUCUCUCUCUCUGAUUAAUUCGCUCUCUUUGCUCUCGCUAGGGUUUUGAUUUGCCCUAAUUCUUCUCUCAAGGUUCGAUUCUUGACAUGGCUUCCAACGCCGGCUCAUCCCGCUGCUCUGUAUUCGUUGGAAAUAUACCCUACGGCUUCACCGAGGAGAAAAUGAUUGAGAUUUGCAGGGAUAUUGGACCGGUGGUGUCUUUUAGGUUAGUGUGUGACAAAGAAACUGGGAAACCCAAAGGUUAUGGGUUUUGUGAGUACCCAGAUGAAGAAACUGCUUUGAGUGGUCUUCGCCAUCUCAACGGUUAUGAGAUAAAUGGCCGUCAGCUAAGAGUUAACUUUGCUCAAAAGGAUAAGGGCAGCACUGAUCGAAAAAGUUGUGGUGCUCUGCCAAAUGAUCCUUUGACUCAGUAUUUGGCUACUAAUCUGUCAAUUGAGCAACUGAAUGAAGUAAUCACCAGCAUGGAGGCUCUGCUUCGACAAGGAGAUCCACUGGCUCUGCAGGUUCAGAGAGAAUGCCCACAAUUGGCAAAUGCUCUUUAUCAGGUCGCGAAUUUUAAGCAGUCAUCUCCUUCAGGUUUUCAAAAUGGCAUAAAUAUUCAAAACCCCUUGAUCCUCCAACAAUCGUCACUUCCAAUUACGUCAACUUCCAUGAAUUUGGUGUCUCAAGUUAUGAAAAGAUCUAGAAGUGAAAUAUCAGAAGAUGGUAACCAUCCUUCAAAGAGACCGAAGCUGUUACUGGCUCAGUGAAGUGCUGCUUGUAUUUAUUAUAGGCCAUAUGCUGUUUGUCAUUUUUUAUGUAUAAUGCAAGGCUUUUUGUUCUCGCAUAAACUUACACGAUAUGUAUAAGAAGAAAGUUCAUUUUCUCACUUGUUAUAGUUCUUUCGUAUUUUUAUAUUUCUAGUCGUCUAUUAGUUCUUUUUCUGUACUGGGAAAGCAGAGGCUUUGGCUCUUCAAGCCUUGUUAUUUAUUUGACUGAACUAGUGUGUUUAUUAAAUUUGAACAGUUCCCCAUUGUGCUC
Molecule: messenger RNA, 1060 nt
Organism: Asparagus officinalis (garden asparagus)
Lineage: Eukaryota; Viridiplantae; Streptophyta; Magnoliopsida; Asparagales; Asparagaceae
Product: cleavage stimulation factor subunit 2-like
Exons: 5
Coding region: 127-789 (220 amino acids)
Cellular component (GO): mRNA cleavage and polyadenylation specificity factor complex
Molecular function (GO): mRNA binding
Source: RefSeq, a predicted model, not a curated record